Molecule: messenger RNA, 546 nt
Organism: Monopterus albus (swamp eel)
Lineage: Eukaryota; Metazoa; Chordata; Actinopteri; Synbranchiformes; Synbranchidae
Gene: uba52
Product: ubiquitin A-52 residue ribosomal protein fusion product 1
Exons: 5
Coding region: 100-486 (128 amino acids)
Biological process (GO): translation
Cellular component (GO): ribosome
Molecular function (GO): protein binding; structural constituent of ribosome
Source: RefSeq, a predicted model, not a curated record
UAUUCCCAAAUAAACCAUGAAGAAGGAAGUGACGUUUUUGAGUGUCACCCUCUUCCGGUCUCUUUUGGUUGAGGCUGAGCUAUCUACCGGCCUGCAAACAUGCAGAUCUUCGUGAAGACGUUGACAGGGAAGACUAUUACCCUCGAGGUUGAGCCCAGCGACACUAUUGAAAAUGUCAAGGCUAAGAUCCAGGACAAGGAAGGAAUUCCCCCUGAUCAGCAGCGUCUGAUCUUCGCUGGCAAGCAGCUGGAGGAUGGACGCACACUGUCUGACUACAAUAUCCAGAAAGAAUCAACUCUGCAUCUGGUUCUGCGUCUGCGUGGUGGUAUCAUUGAGCCUUCACUCAGGCAGCUGGCCCAGAAAUACAACUGCGACAAGAUGAUUUGCCGCAAGUGCUAUGCCCGUCUGCACCCCCGUGCUGUCAACUGUCGCAAGAAGAAGUGUGGGCAUACAAACAACCUUCGCCCCAAGAAGAAGCUGAAGUAGACAUUUUGACUGAAUGGGCUCUCUGUACCAUUUUGUGUUAAAAUAAACACAGGAAAAUUA